This is a messenger RNA of Astyanax mexicanus (Mexican tetra), 9866 nucleotides long. It is a transcript of the gene b4galnt4a, whose product is annotated as beta-1,4-N-acetyl-galactosaminyl transferase 4a. Gene Ontology annotation, cellular component: Golgi cisterna membrane. Gene Ontology annotation, molecular function: acetylgalactosaminyltransferase activity. The transcript is spliced from 20 exons. Bases 1650 to 5186 code for a protein of 1178 amino acids. The record is from RefSeq and is a predicted model, not a curated record. Lineage: Eukaryota; Metazoa; Chordata; Actinopteri; Characiformes; Acestrorhamphidae.
GAAGGAACUGCACCAUAUAUACAGCGAGGUCCCUCCCAAGUUCGGUUGCCCGGCAGCGUCAUGGAUGCUCUUCUUUCGACGAGCGGAGGGGACGAGAGAGGGACGUUUACCGGGAGCGGAGUGAAGACAGCACGGGUUCAGAGGACGCGCGGGACGCCUGCUUUUCUGGAAGGCGCUAGAUGAAGUGGAGGUGCUGCUGCGAGACGCUGAGUCGCGUGGAUUUAGGAUGCGGAGGGGCGGCGCUAUAGUGGAGGGAUGAAUGAAAGGAAACACAGCACUGAGCAGGAGGAGCAGCUAGCAGGGCUGUAGCAGCAGAAGCUGCAGGGAGACUGGGGGACUCAGAGGCUACUGGCAUUGUUUGUUUGUGGCAGCGUGUUUGGGUGGGUGUCUUAGCUAGUAGCUAGAUUAUACAGGGAGGCGCGUGGGCGCGCGCGUGUGCAUGGGCUGCUGUUUAGCUAGAAAUCAUACGAAUAGACAGAGCACUGACUGUGUCUUGUGUAGACUUGUAUAUAUAGGCGAGAUGUUUGACGCUCAGAUUGGCUGAUAGCUCGGAAAGCGUCCCACUCAUCUGACAGCUGAUAGGCUUUAUUAUCGUGUUUGAUCAUCUCUCAAAGACUUAUACAGCCAGAACUAGGCUGCACACAAGGCGCGAGAGCACCUGCUUUCAAACGCGUGGUCGGAUGGACAGUGUACAAGUAGCAUGCCACAUUAACUUAACCCUCACGUGGGCAAUUCCCAUGAUCAGCUAUAUCGAAGAUAUGACAUAUCGAUUGAUUAUAGACGUGUAUGCACUCAUGCAUUCAUGCUCAGCUAGCAAGUAGUAUCGGUUUCAAAAACAAGCCAAACCGCAAUUACGCACGCAUUUUACGUGUAUGCACUUUUUUACGCAUAUUGUGCGUAAUUACAGACAAAAGUGACUCUAGUGUGACUGAACCUCAUUCAGAUGAACCCAACACCAGAGCUAAAGCAGCAUGUAACUAAGCCUCACAGGUACUAGAAAGUGAAAAAGGAGAUGGAGAAAGGCUCUAGGAGAAGUUAAAGGUAAAGGUGUGAGAGUCUAUCACUCAGAGAGGAGGAGGAAGGGAAGGAGGGGAAGAAGGAAGGGGGGGAUGAUCCCUGGCGUAGCUGCUGGCAGAGUAAUCGGCCACACUGAGAGCGGAUUUAAGGGCGAGAUUAGCCACGGACUGCUGCUGCUCUGUUCGCUCCUCGCUGUGCGCUCUCUUCUUUACGCGCCGCCUGCGUUUUUACGCACUGCUCCCUGACGCCGCGCGCGCGUUCACGCGCUGUAUAGUGCGCGAGCCUGGACAUUCCACGUCCACAAGGUGGUCUUGUCGUUCAGUCUCCAGCGCAACAGACUGGUGGUGGUGGUGGUCAAGCACACGCUACAAAAUGACUACAGUGCGCGAGCCCAGAGAGUGCCAGUGACGACCCCUUACCCCCCCACCGUCCUGUGCCAGUCAGUGGCGGACGCCUGCAUCUGUAAAGGCAAAAACGUGGGACUAACCGCAGACCUGUGACCUGUUGAGUGGAGGUGAUCCUCAGCGGGCAGUGAUGCUGUUCUCCAGACCGGCGCGUCCUUCGCCAGCCAGGCUUUGUGGCACUUUGUAGGAGCCCUCGCGGAGCCCCCCCACCCCUGAUCCUCAGUGAGGAUGCUGCGCUUUCCCCUGAAGAAGAUCAGGAAGCAGUUUAAGCUGCUGCUGCUGCUGGUGCUCCUCACCUUCGCCGUGUGGUUCACCUACCUGCACAUCAACCAGGGCAAAGCCAUCAAGCUGCACUUCAACUACGGCAAAGAUGGAGAGCGGCAGGCGGAGGGGACCGAUGCCAGCCGUAAAAGAGAUUCACGCUCCUCAGACGGCCAUCGCAAGAGUGACGAUACCAGUGACAGCCGUGAGGAAGAUGCAGCGGAGGAUGAGCUUCGUGCUGAUGGCACUAAUAGCAGAGAUCAGUCUGAGAUAUGGAAGUUUCUCUCUCAGAGGCACAAGAAGUUGCCAUGGAAACCUGAGUUUAAAGGUCAGGCUAACCUCCAUGUUUUUGAAGACUGGUGCGGCUCCUCUGUCGCUCAGCUAAGAAAGAACCUGCAUUUUCCUCUCUUCCCUCACACGAGAACCAUAGUGAAGAAACUGGCUGUUGCUCCAAAAUGGAAGAACUACGGUCUGAGAAUCUUUGGCUACAUUCAUCCAUAUAAAGAUGGAGAUUUUCAGUUUGCAGUGGCCUCUGAUGAUAACUCUGAAUUCUGGCUGAGCUCAGAUGAGAGCCCGCUGAACGCCAGGCUGCUGGUCUAUGUGGGGCAGCUGGGGUCAGAGUGGACAGCUCCUGGAGAGUUCACCAAGUUCAGGUCACAGACCUCCAAAUCUGUCCAUCUUAUUGCCUCUAGAAGAUACUACUUUGAGAUUCUUCACAAGCAAGAUGACAAGGGCUCGGAUCAUGUGGAGGUUGGGUGGCGACCUUUUCUGCCAGGCCUGAAAUAUGAAGUCAUUGAUUCAGCCUACAUCUCGCUAUACACAGAUGAGAGCAAUCUGAAGAUGAACAGUGUGGAUCACAUCCCUCAGACGCUCGCCAGCCACAGUCGAGUGCCCGGGCUGGCUGAGGCUGGCAGCCGGCACGGCGCCGACAUGCUGAAACCGGACCCCCGCGACACCUUCUUCAAGACACCUAUGAUUGAUCCCUCCCGGCUGGAGAAUGUGCUGCCUUCCUGUCUGUACUCGCCCACUUACGUAGUUAAAGACUUUCCCAUCGCUCGCUACCAGGGCCUACAGUUUGUCUAUUUAUCCUUCGUCUAUCCUAAUGACUUCACUCGACUCACCCACAUGGAGAGAGAGAAUAAGUGUUUCUACCGGGAGUCGCCCAUUUACCUAGAGAAGUUUGGCUUCUACAAAUACAUGAAAAUGGAUGAGGAGGAGGAUGAUAGGCCAUUCUUCUUCCCCAACCCUGAUGAUUUUCUUGAAGAAGAGGAGGGUGUGGAUCCUGAGGAUGAAGCAGAGGUCGUUGGCACUCCUGCGACAAAGAGGACAACCCGCCCCAGCCAGUCCAGUCACACCUCUAGCCCUUCCCAUAGAUCAACAGAAAAAGAAGAGGAGGUGGAGCUAAGGAGCCCGAUGCUGAGGAGAGAGCAAAGACACUUUUUACACAGGGAGGAGUCAAGGUGGAAAGAGGAGGGGCCAGAGGAUCCUGAUGGACAGGAUGAGGGAGCAGAGGAAAAGGAAUCUCAGAAUGAGAAUGUGGUUCACGGUCGCUCUCUCUCGUGGAUCCGGAAAGAUCCAGAGGUACCGAGGAGAGGUACUAAACUCAGCAGAUCUGCUCUGCUGUUUCCUCAGAAAACCUCCCUCGUGGCUCUAACCAGUCGAGCCAAGCAGAUCCUGACCAACUCUGCCCACGCCGGCCGUUCCACCGGACGUAACCAUGGCCGUAACGAUGGGCGCAAUGAUGGGAACAGCCGCCCUGGGAACAACAAGGAUCGCAAGAAGGAGGACAACAAAAUAUACAUCACCAGGCCUCGAUCAGGCAAGGAAAAGAAGAAUCCUGCCUCUCGACAACCUCGAGAGGUCUUCCCUGGGGUCUUUCUCUAUCAAAAUGGUAAGACCACCAAGUUGGUCAACCUCAGCUCCAAGCCCAAGUCUAAUAAAAGAGUUCUGGGUGCAUCUCACCUCUUAGCAAGGCCUCCUCUAAGAGAGAGCAAAGCUUUCCCCUUGAGCUCCAACUCCAGCAGGCAGGGUGCAGUUCACCGUGCAUCCAGUAGGGCUGCGCUCCUCAGUCACACUGAAAAGAUGGGCGGAAAAUGGGCGGCACAAGAUCAAGAUGACCCUCACCCUCCCACAAGAGGAAGCACUACCUACAGACCGCCUCCUCCCCCUGCUCUUCCCUCAUUUAACUCCUCUGAGAACGCUCUGCCCACCGAGCCCCCGCGGGUCACCUCCUACCUCCGCACCUCCGAGAUCACAGAGUCCCAGCCCCAGCAGGGGGAGGCGGAGCCUGAGCUGGAGGAGGAAGAAGGGGGCCUGUCUGAGUAUAGCUACGAGGAGGUGGAGCCACGACCUGGAUGGGCAGAGGAGGCCAUUAAUUGGCAGAGGACGUUUUCAGUCAACAGUAUGGACUUUGAGACGUUGCGCUCGGACUGGAACGACCUGAGAUGCAACGUCUCGGGGAACCUGCAACUGUCCGAGAGCGAGGUGGUGGACGUGCUCGCCCAGUACAUGGAGAAACUCAACGAGCGCAAUGGAGGGAUCUACACACUGCUGCGGAUCAUAAACGUGGAGAAGAGGCGGGACUCUGCACGAGGGAACCGUUAUCUGAUUGAGCUGGAGCUGAUGGAGAGGGGGCGGAGCGUGGUGCGUCUCUCUGAGUACGUGUACCUGUUGCUGCACCGCGGCCGGUUAGAGGACAGUCUGGAGACCAGUGACGGGUUGACUGCCUCGCCUCCAUCAGCACCACAGACUCCCUCUGCUCCAUCCUCCACACAGCCCCGCGCCACGCCGCAGUGGGGUACCGUUUACGCCAAGCCUCUGCUCUGCCAGCCCGUCAUGCUGCAGUGGAAACGAGACGUCAUGGUGCACUUUGUGGUACCAGUGAAGAACCAGGCUCGAUGGGUGCAGCAGUUCAUCAGUGACAUGGAGCUCCUGCACCAUGAGACCAAAGACGAGAACUUCAACAUUAUCAUCGUGGACUUCCAGAGCGACGACAUGGACAUAGAGCAGGCUCUGAGACAGAGCUCUGUACCAAGGUAUGACUAUCUCAGGAGGGAAGGCAAUUUUGAACGCUCUGCUGGCCUGCAAAUUGGAGUGGACACAAUUGAGGACAGUCACAGUAUUGUGUUUCUGUGUGACCUGCACAUCCACUUCCCCCUGAACAUCCUGGAGAGCAUCAGGAAGCACUGUGUGGAGGGCAGACUGGCAUUCGCUCCCAUCGUCAUGAGACUGGGCUGUGGGAGCUCCCCACUGGAGCCAGAUGGCUACUGGGAGGUGAACGGCUUCGGACUCUUUGGAAUCUAUAAAUCUGACUUUGAUAAAAUCGGUGGUAUGAACACAGAAGAGUUUAAAGACCGGUGGGGAGGAGAGGACUGGGAGCUGCUGGACAGAGUGUUGCAGAAUGGUCUAGAGGUCGAGCGGCUGAGACUGCGGAACUUCUUUCACUACUACCACUCCAAACGAGGCAUGUGGAACUCGCAGACAAAAAAGAGCCCAAAGGGCUAGAGCUCAGACUUUUCUCUAAGGAGAGAGAGAGAAAGACUUCAGAGGGAAGUACGGGCCGCCUCGGCCGGCCACAUGCCCCUGUUUCUUCUCUCAAGACUCUUAUGAACCGUACAGGAGGGAAACAGCACUGGCCUGGCUGCUAUUGUGUGUCUACACAUCAGGCCAAGCCCCACAGCACUCACAGGAGAACUCACAGGAGAGACUCUUCUUCUACUUUCCCCGUUAUGUGUGUGUACGUGGGUAUGUGUGUGUGUGUGUGUGUGUGUGUGUGUGAGAGAGAGAGAGAGAGAUUCUCUGUUUGUUAGGAGAAGAUUUCUUUUUUUUAUACUUGAGAUAACCAAGCCUGGAGAUUUAUACUGAGAGAGGGAAGUAUGGCAGCUCAGUCUGCCUGUGUUAGUAUCAGGGCACUGACACAGUGGAAAGAGAAUUGCACCCAAUUCACGCUUGAUUCAGGCGCGCACAUUGUUUACACAGUAAAAUGAUACACUCAUAAUCAGAGAAAUAAUUGCAAAAACAAUUGGUAGAAAAAAAGGUCAGAUUGCAGUGCAGUUCUAAAGGAAGCUAAAAGUAACCAGGAACAAUAUGUUGUUUUGUUUUUUUAAUAUUGAUAUUUAAUAUGGGUUAAAACUCUCAUAGUUCAUAUUUAUUGUGCCACACAUAUGAAAGUAGUGUGUAACGUGCGUAAUGUAAGGUUGUAAUGUGUAUCGUAUUUUUCACACUAUAAGGCGCCCCAUAUUCUAAGGUGAGCUUUUAAUGAACAUCUAUUUUCUGGUCUGUUUUCAUACUUUAAUCGCACUGGAUUUUAAGAGAUGCUGGCUGGUGGUGGGAGGGUAGCUAACUAAGUUAAGUAAAGCUAAGCUAACUAUGAUCAACAAAAAAAAAAAAAAAUUAAAAAGCCUUUUUUUCAAAGUCAAACUUUAAGCGCUGGAUGUAAAUCUACACAGAUUUCUUUCCCUAAAACUGUUUAUUUGGGUGAGUAAAGUGCUUCAGUUUAUUUACAGUACGUUUAGAUUCCUAAAUUUCUCCAGCACUGAAGACGACUGGAGCAUUAGCAUUAGCGGCUAAGCACUAGCGCUUAGCAGCAAAUGCCACCUGAGCGCUACACUGAGGAACCCUGAGUGUCCGGUAAGCCAGGGCGAUAUUAGCUAACGGUUUGUCUCACGUAGCUUGUUUGUUAUACUCACCUCUGAACUGUGAAAGAGCACUUAGCAUGGUUAGCGGGUAAUGCUAAUGCUGCUUUAGCAGUGCUGGCUGGGGUUAGCAGCAGGCUACAGGUGGAUAAUACUCACCUCUGGACAAGGAAAUAGCGGAUAACAGCUAAUGCUAAUGCUACUCCAGCUCCGGUGCUGGAUAACUAAACUGAAACUCCUGUAUAAUGAUGCACUUCAGCGAAGAGGCUUUACUUUACUGCUCCUUACAAACUGACUGGUACAAUUCAUACAUAAUAAGAUGAUUUUUUGGGGGGAAAAUUAGAGGAUUUUAAGUGCGCCUUAUAGUGCACAAAAUACGGUAUUUAGAAAAGGUAGGGCCACUAGUUACAGAAAUAAUUUAUCUUCAUUUUAUUUACAGCAUUUAUCUGACACUAACAAGGAUUUUAUCUGACUAACAAGGUUAUUCCUAUUACAGAGAUGACAUUAUGAAGACAAAUAGUGUUCUGGCAUCACACGUGCAAUGAGUGUGUUUAUUAUAUUUGAUCCAUGUGGAAAUUAUUUAAAUGUACACGUUUAAAACAAUCAAAUUGGGUGCAUUUCUUUUCUCAGUGCAGAGCUUAAAGAUGUCAAAUUGAAAGUACAGUACAAAAGGGACAUUACAAUGAGUUACUUAAUGUGUGCCUCAUAAAGAUGUUUAAUAUGAAGGAUUACUGUGUAGAAGCUUAGCUGUGUGGGUAUGUCAGUGCUUAGGUAUGUCCUCCGUGGAUUUAAGAGGUUUUUGUUUGUUUGUUUUUGUAAUAUUAUUACAGCACUGAUUCCUGUUGAGAAGUACGAGCAGGUAAACUGUUCCUGAAGUUCAUUUAAACUGUCCUGGUACCUGCCAUCUCCAGCAGAGGGCGACACUGAGACGCUGAUGAAAAUUGAAAAUGCACUAAUGCUGUUUGUGGCUAACCUGCUUUCUUUCCCCCUGUAUACACUGACUGAACAGCCUGCUGUUUUUACAUUAGAGAUCCUGCUGAUAGUCAGACCGCUGAUCCUCAUGCUCCUGGACACGACUGGACUCAGGAGAUCUCUGAGAAAUGGAUGUUAGGAGUUAUUGUCCUGUUUUUUUAUUAAUUUCAGGGUAUUUGUGUUGUUGAGCAUAUUUCAAACUACUUUCAAACUAAGAGGUGGGCAAUAUGAUGAUGUAAUAUUGUAAUUACGAUAAAAUGCUUCACAAUAGUUCUGGUCAACAACCCUGACCAACUGGAAUGACUGCAGGUCAUUACAAGAAGGUUUAGAUAAUGUUCAGUAGCCAGUUGCACUAGGUGAACAUACUGUGCAUACAGCUCUGGAAAAAAGGAAUGAAGACACCACUUCAGUUUCUGAAUCAGUUUCUCUGAUUUUGCUAUUUAUAGGUUUAUGUUUGAGUAAAAUUAACAUUGUUUUUUUUUUCUAAAAACCACGGACAACAUUUCUCCCAAAUUCCAAGUAGAAAUAUUGUCAUUUAGAGCACAAAAUGAAAAAUGUCUGAAAUAAAAAAAAAAGAAGCAGAGCUUUCAGACCUCAAAUAAUGCAAAGAAAACAAGUUUAUAUUCAUAAAGUUUUAAGAGUUCAGAAAUCAAUAUUUGGUGGAAUAACCCUGGAUUUUAAUCAGAGUUUUCUUGCAUCUUGGCAUGUUCUCCUCCACCAGUCUUACACACAGCUUUUGGAUAACUUUGUCACUCCUGGUGCAAAAAUACAAGCAGUUCAGCUUGGUUUGAUGGCUUGUGAUCAUCCAUCUCCCUCUUGAUUAUAUUACAGAGGUUUUCAAUUUGGAAAAUCAAAGAAACUCAUCAUUUGUUAAGUGGUCUCUUAUUUUUUUCCAGAGCUGUAUGUUGUUCCAGAGCUGUAAGCUAUGAAGUUAUAUUAUUGUAUACAAUAUGAUAUGGCACAUUCCUAACUGAGAUAUUAAAAAAUACAAGAAUUCUCAUCAAGUUGUAAAUUAAACAUAAUGAAACAAGAAUGUCAUGAUACUAAUAAUACACAGCAAAUAUCUCUAUAUAUCCACAACUAAAAUAAAUGAUACUGGACAGAUAUAAUCUGUCUCUAGUAGAUAUAUAAUGGGAAACAAGAACAGUGUGAAUUUCACUUUCUUAAAAAUAGCAAAGUAGUAAAAUAGUAGUACCCCUGUGAUAAUUAGGGGUGGCUGAUAUUUCAGGCUAAAAUAUCAGUCACAAUAUUAAAAAAUAUUAUUGCAUACGAUAUGAUAUGCCACAGAAAAAACAUUUUUCUAAAAGUAAUGUGUGAGUGUGAAGAACCUAUAACUUGGGAGAGAACAUUCACAUUAAGAGAAGAUAGUUUAAGUCUUUAAAAUGUCUCACACUCACACUUCUCUAUGACACAAAUGCUUUUUACUGUAUCAUUAUUUUAUAUUGUGUGCCAUUAAAAUGUACACAUAUUGUAAUUAUAAUAUUUUUUUUGCCAUAUUGCCCACCUCUGUUACUUAAAAAAAAAACAACAACAACACACACAUAUGGUACUCAUCUUAGUUUUAGAAGCCUGAUUUCUCAGUUGCAGAUGAUUCCAGACUCAAACUGCUUUGGUCUCAGAUUUACAGUAAGUCAUUUACUGCAUCUGAACUAUCGGUCUACAGCUAAUUCUUAUAAUCUGUUUGUAUAAAAUAUAUAUAUAUGGAGAGAGAGCUGAUUCCAGGUCAGCCUUAUAAGACACUUUAUAGGCUCCAUGAUGUGCCAAGCACUGGGAUUAAACGACAGGCUGAGACUCUUCUUCAUGCAGCCAUGCAGUAUCCACCUAUAGAGACUAUUGCAGUGGGACAGAGCUGCUGUCUGUCCCCUAUGUGUGCCUUUCUGUUAAGGUGUAUUAAUAACAGGCUGCCUACGGCAAGCUUGAUUUACAUGUGUCAAGUCAUUUCUAUUGGGACUCAGAAAGCCUUGUUUCUGUUAUGUAGUGAAAAUGAAAGGUUUUAUCAGAGGAGAUUUAUAGGAAAAUAGUUGGCAUCGCAGGAAUUAUCUGGUGGCUGUAUCCAAACAGGUCACUGCUGCAGUAAUCAGUAAUUCCAGAGUUUCAUGGCCUUUGUUUUCAAAGCUUGCAGUAUUUACACUGACCGGACUGGUGCAAGGUGCAAUUAAUGUAUGGAUCUGCCGCGUUUUCUGCUGUUCUGUUCUGUACAGUACAGUGUGUCCUUUUUAAAAAGCUCAAACUCUGUUUACACACUGCUGAGCUAAAUAUUUCUUGUGUUUUUUUACAAGUUUUUUUAUGUUUACAGCUGUCACCCCUGCUUUUUAGCUUUUGAAACUGAAAUACAUCCAAAGCUCCUUGGCCAUUCCCUCCCCCUCCGACUCCCCGACCACGCCUGCGGACUCCGUCAGUUUAACAAACCAGACGGGGACAGCAAAUGAGUACAAGACUUUAAACAGGGAUCUACAUUCCAAAGUAAUUUCUGUGAAAUUGUUGAGUAGAAAAAAAAUAAGAAUGUAUUGUAUUCUUUUUUUAUUUUGAGCCUUUUGGGUUAUUUUUUUGAAAAAUAAAGUUUUAUGCUGAACUAUCA